ACAAAAUUGCAAAAAUCAAAAUAGAUUUUUAAUUUCUAUUGUUUACACUCGGAUACCAAGAUGUACGGGAUAAGAAGAUCAUUGUCUAGAUUACUAAGGCUAAGAAAUCUCACUGUCAUCACUAUUAUCGUGAUCCUGCUCUAUUUAAUUAAAUCAAUAAGUGAUAAUGACUCUACACAGUACAUUACACCUUUAAAACAAUCACUGUAUGGUUUUCUACAAGAUCAAAAAUACUUUGUACCCUCCAGUCUAAAGAAAAUAGAUUGGCAUGACUACGAGCAAAUAGCUUAUGAGAGGAAACGUGAAGGCAUAGGAGAACACGGGCGACCGGCGCAUUUGCCAGACAAAGACUCGUCCUUGGAGAAGGAUUUGUAUGCCGCUAACGGUUUCAACGGGGCCCUCAGCGAUAAGAUUCCUCUGAACCGAUCGUUGCCGGAUAUCCGGCACCUGGGGUGUCAGAAGAGGCAGUACAUCGAGUCCCUGCCUACUGUCAGUGUGGUGGUCCCGUUCCACAACGAGCACUGGAGCACGCUGCUCCGCACGGUCUACAGUGUGCUGAACAGGUCGCCAAAGUUUCUCAUCAAAGAGGUGUUCUUGGUCGACGAUGCUAGCACUAAAGAUUUCCUCAAGCAGAAGCUCGAAGACUACGUAUCGACGCAUCUGCCGAAAGUCCGCGUGUUGCGGCUGGCGGCACGCAGCGGGUUGAUAGCGGCGCGGCUGGCGGGCGCGCGGGCCGCCACCGCCGAUGUGCUGCUCUUCCUGGACUCGCACACCGAGGCCAACGUUAACUGGCUGCCCCCGCUGCUAGAGCCCAUAGCGCUCAACUACCGCACGGUGGUCUGUCCGUACAUCGACGUGGUGGCGUACGACACGCUCGAGUACCGCGCGCAGGACGAGGGGGCGCGCGGCGCCUUCGACUGGGAGCUCUACUACAAGCGCCUGCCGCUCCUGCCUACAGAUAUACAGAACAUGCCGGAGCCUUUCGAUUCGCCGGUUAUGGCGGGCGGUCUGUUCGCGAUGUCGCGCGUGUUCUUCUGGGAGCUCGGCGGGUACGACCCCGGCCUCGACAUCUGGGGCGGCGAGCAGUACGAGCUCAGCUUCAAGAUCUGGCAGUGCGGCGGGCGCAUGGUGGACGCGCCGUGCUCGCGCGUCGGCCACAUCUACCGCAAGUUCGCGCCCUUCCCCAACCCCGGACAUGGGGACUUCGUGGGCCGGAAUUACCGGCGAGUGGCGGAAGUGUGGAUGGACGAGUACGCGCAGUAUCUGUACAAGCGGCGGCCGCACUACCUGCAGAUAGACACGGGCGACAUCUCCGAACAGAAGGCGCUGAGAGAGAGACUGCAGUGCAAGUCCUUCCACUGGUUCAUCACGCAGGUUGCAUUCGACCUAACUGCGAAAUAUCCCACCAUCGAGCCCACUCCAUUCGCCGAAGGAAGAAUUCGUCCCGAGAUCAACCUGGAGUAUUGCGUGGACGCGCACCGCGGUCAGCAGAACGAGCGGCUGUUGUUGCGCGAGUGUCGCACCGCCGCCUCCACCGAGCAGCACUUCCAGCUCUCCUGGCACAAGGAUGUCCGAUCUAAAGACCGUCUGAUGUGCUGGGACCUGCCGGCGGCGGCGCCCCACUCGCCCGUCCUGCUGUACUCCUGCCACCUGGGAGGCGGCAACCAGCUGUGGCGGUACCAUCCGGACACGAAACAGCUGAAGCAGGGCGCGGGUGAGAAUUGUCUGGACUUCAAUCCCAGUACCAAGGAGCUGUACAUCAACGCCUGCAGCGAUGCCCACUCCCAGCGCUGGGAGUGGGACACGGUAGACAGGGACAUGCUGGGCCGCUGGGACAACAUAGCGAAGAGGGUCACCGGACCCAUACCGAUCGGCGAAUUCUAAACAGCCACUAAUCAUGUAACACUUUUUUUAACAUUGCUUAUUGUCAUAAUUUUGACGUUUGAACUUUUUAAAAUGCAAUUUCAAAUUUGUUGUCAUUUCUAGAUUUAAAAACAUUGGAAUUAUUUUAUUGUCAGAAG
Messenger RNA from Aricia agestis (brown argus), 2021 nucleotides. Its product is annotated as N-acetylgalactosaminyltransferase 6-like. The transcript is spliced from 13 exons. Gene Ontology annotation, cellular component: Golgi apparatus. Bases 61 to 1884 code for a protein of 607 amino acids. NCBI's taxonomy places the organism in Eukaryota, Metazoa, Arthropoda, Insecta, Lepidoptera, Lycaenidae. The record is from RefSeq and is a predicted model, not a curated record.